This is a messenger RNA of Phytophthora nicotianae INRA-310, 642 nucleotides long. RefSeq lists its product as hypothetical. The record is from RefSeq and is a predicted model, not a curated record. The transcript has 3 exons. The coding region runs from base 1 to 642 and encodes 213 amino acids. Lineage: Eukaryota; Oomycota; Peronosporomycetes; Peronosporales; Peronosporaceae.
AUGACGGAGAAACUCAAGGCGGUGAUCAUGCGUUGGGAUGCGAAACCAAAGACCAUUAAGAGGUGGCUUCAGAAGGAGAAAAACCCUGUUUGGGCGUUUCACCGCAUGGACCUUGAGAAUGCCGGUGACGAUUUAUUCGAGAAGAAGCAAUUCAAAAAGUGGUUUACUCUGGCCGUGAAAAAAAUGGAUGGAACCAGAAAUGUCGCGAACAGUGUGGAAGACGAUGUGCUACGGUUCUGGGUGAAAAGUGGAAAAACACCGGACAAAACCCUGGUAGAUCUCCGACUUGAUAAGAUGACCUCGAUGGAUAACCCGAUGUGGAACACAUGGGCCAAGUACACGGUUAUUUAUAUUGAGAGUUACCCCAACAAGGCAAUCGACCAGGUCGCCACAUUAACGCAGAGAUUUGGCGAUGAACAAGUGGCGACUUUUAUUGUGGCAUUGAAAACAGAAGGUAGGAUGGAGGAGUUGGCGACGAAACUGCAAGCUGCACAAUUUAACAUUUGGCUGGACCAUCGCGAAUCUGUUCAAAACAUCUUCGUAAAGUUGAGGCUCUCACGAACAGAUUUACAUGCAUACCACAAUCCGCUCUUCGACACGAUGCGCUGCUCAGCACAAGGAGAAGGCCAGAAAAACCGCUGA